Molecule: messenger RNA, 1089 nt
Organism: Besnoitia besnoiti
Lineage: Eukaryota; Apicomplexa; Conoidasida; Eucoccidiorida; Sarcocystidae
Exons: 6
Coding region: 1-1089 (362 amino acids)
Source: RefSeq, a predicted model, not a curated record
AUGGCAUACUUGGUGGCUUGGAUGACUGCAUUGAGCAGCGGAACGUUCCAUGGCGCAACCGCUCUCUUCGGGCUUCUCGCUGACGGCUCAGGGUACAUAACUGAUAGUAGCCUACAAAAGGCCCUUUGGAUUGGCGGCGUGGAACUCGCCGAGGAGAAAAGGCGUCUCCUGUUCUAUCGGCUGGAUAGAUACCCUGCCGCGUUUUGCCUGCGACUCCGUUUCGCAAGCGCUCCGCGGCAAGAUGCACUCAAGCUGGUCUUCCUGUUCACUACCGCGACCAUGCGCCGCGGAGUGCCCGAGGGUCGUUUCUCCUCAGAGUCCAGCGCUGAAGAGCGAGGCUUUGCUGGCCGUCAAGCGAAGGCGCGCCGAUGCUUGAGCGCUUCCCCGACUUUCCACACUUGCGCGAAGUCUGAGUGGGAGCGCCGCAGGGGUCCACGAUACACGAGCGCAACAGCAGGGGCCAGAAGUGUGAGCCCAGCAGGUAGCGCCAGGGGCAGGGGAAUGUCCCCCAGCGGCCAGCGGCCCUGCAUCCCGCCCAGAGCAAGCUGCCGCUGGGGCAUUGCCCAGUUGGUCGCCUACAUGCAGAGCCAUGAAGAAGCGCGAGGAGAAUUCGAAUGCUGUAAAAGCAUGCUUGCGCAAAGAAAGGAUUUCAAUCUACUAGAUUUCUGGCGUCUAUUUGACCCCGUAUGCCGCGGUUUCACGACAGCGGCGCAGAUCACUGAUGCCAUGAAACGCAUAGGCUUCUCUCCCGAUCCAGACGGGGUAGAUGCCUUUGUCAGCAAACACUCAUUGCUGCGGAACGGUCGGCUUCGCUACAGCGAUUUCAACAAGGCUUUUCUGUCGCUAGACAGGAGCAGUGCGGAAUGUCUACUAAACCGCCAAUCGUCGUACCGCGGAGGUUUCCCUGCCCCACACCUCUUUUUCUCGAAGGAGACUCGGGCGCUCGUAACCGAGACGCUUCGAGCCGCUGUCCAGGUGCGCUCGGGGCUCCAGAUGUUCCAUGCACGCGCUCCAUGGGGGAAGAAUCUGGCUGCGUUAUGUAUUGGAAUCGGGAACUGGAACUUUCUGGCAGGCUUGAGCGCAGGCUAA